This is a messenger RNA of Trifolium pratense (red clover), 2353 nucleotides long. RefSeq lists its product as uncharacterized. The transcript is spliced from 4 exons. NCBI's taxonomy places the organism in Eukaryota, Viridiplantae, Streptophyta, Magnoliopsida, Fabales, Fabaceae. The record is from RefSeq and is a predicted model, not a curated record. Bases 1546 to 1965 code for a protein of 139 amino acids.
AUUGCAUUAGUUACAUAUACCACAAAAAACCCUUAAUCCUUCUUCUAAGUACUCACUAUGUUCUCCCUCAUCUCAUCUCAUAACCGUAAAUACCCUUUUCAAUCCUUUCAUUCAUUCUUCUUCUUUUUCUCGAUUAUGAAUCAAUUCCCUAAAACCCUCAAAUCAAAAUCUCAAAAACGUAUUCUUUCGAUUCUGAAUGUUCGCCGAUUUGAAUCUCUCUAGGGAUGAAGGCCAACGACAUGUUAUACAGUGGUGGAUGCGAUUUUGGAGAUGAAGGAGGUGGAACAGGGUCGUGAUGUGGUCACACGUUGAUGGCUGUACCGGCGGUGGGAGAGGAAGGAACGACGGGAUACAUUGGGUCGAUGCUGAUUUUGUUUGGUAGUGCGACUGCGCUUUGAAGGAUUGUGGACAAGAGUACUAAAGGAGCUGCGGCGGUGGACCAUGUUGAACCUGAGAAGACUUGGCUCCAUACUGUGAUGCAUGAUUUAAGAGUUGGCUCCAUUGUAAGUGAAGUAAACUCCCUGUUUUGUAGAUUUGACAUGUUCAUUGAUGACUUUCUUAUGAUUUUCUUUAAUAUUUUUCGGCCCUUUUAAGACUUUUGUAGUUUACCCUUGAAUUUUUGGUUAUAUUGUGUAGAUGUAUGUGAGAAUCCUUUUCUUGGGUUAUAUUGGUGAUAUUAUUCUUGGGUUAUGCGUCGGGACUAGCAUUAUUGCGGAAUCCUUUUGCCCACUUAAAACUGUGUAUGUGUGUGCUUACUUUUUUUUUUCUUCCAUGUUUGUAUUGUAUGAAUGCUCAAAGUGUAUGGCUGUAUUUGGAAGUCAUUCAUGGUCAUGUCCUGAUUUGUUGUAUACCUUUCAAUUGAUAAUAUUAAUAAUAGUUGGCUGUAUUAGUUUGGAUUAGUCCGGUAUUUAUUGAAUCAGUUGAAAGGGAGCUUGUUUUAAUGCAUCAUUUUUCCUAUUUUGUUUACUUAUAUGUUUAAAAUAGGACUAUUAACAAUUGUGACGUGUGAGAUAUAAAACCAUUCAUGAGCUUUCACCUAUAAAAUUGUUCAGCUCUAUAUGCGACACUUUCCAAUGUACUACGGACUGUGGACAUUGUGGACUGAUGAUGACAUUGGACUCUUGUAAAUGUUUAGAGAGUUGGAGAGAAAAAUGUGUACAGCUGGUGCAAAACUUAAAUCUCCGGGGGUUCAAACCAGAUAAAAAGUAGAUUUUUUAGUAUAAUUUUAAAGAGUAAAGGGGGUGCAUGUGAACCCCCGGUACAAGUGUGGCGCCACCACUGUGUGUUAUAAAUACAUGUGUGUGCCCUGCUAAACUGUAAAGUUAAAUUGCCCAUGGGUUAGUUUGAGGCCUUCAAUUGUGAGGCCAAUCUGAUCCAAAAAAAUAAGUGGUCGGUUCUUGGUGUUAGUCAUUCUGUUUGUUUAGGUUUGCUUUUUGUCUAACCCUCUGAUUUUAUAUAUAUACACACACACUGGCAAGGUUCAAUUUUUGUCCACCGGAUGAUGCAUUGGCUAGAAAGAACUUUGAAGGAAGAGGUGCGGCAAUAAUGAAAAAUAACUUAAACAAAGCUCAUGUCACAAAGAAAAGACCAGAUUGGAUUGAUCAGAAUGCGUGGGAUCCAUUAUGUGAGCAUUGGAGAACUUCAGGAUUUAAAAAGAAGAGUAUACAGGCGAAAACAAAUCGAGCAUCUGACUGUGGAGGUUUUUCAAAGCCCGUUCACACUUGUGGCUCUAUCACCACAUCGCAACAUAGAGCUAAUUUGACGGAACUGAAUGGCACUCCCCCCACUCCUGUAGAUUUGUUUGUUCACACACACCAACAUCGCAAGAAUAAGGCUUGGGUUGAUCGAAGAUCGGAACAUGUCUAUGAAAAGUAUAAACGUAGAUUGGAAGAAUUAACCCAACAAGCAUCUUUGCAAGGAACUCCGCCACCAAAGGAAAUAGAUGUGUGGACUGAGGUUGCAUGAACAAGGAAAGGACACAUAUAUGGUCUUGGGAGUGAAUCUUCUUUAUUUGCAGGCAGACGAAAUUACCGUGGUUCAGGUUCCGCGUCAACUGAAUGGGUGCAAAGACAUGAAAUUGAAGAACUGAAAAUUGAAAGGGAAGAAAUGAGAAGGGAAAAUGAUGAACUUCGUGAUAUGGUAAAACAAUUGAUGGAAAGCUUAAACUUUCGGCCGAAGCCAUAUACUAGAGAUGAAGUUCAUGAAGAUAUUGUGGCUGAUAGUAAUGAUGAUGUGGCUGAUGAUAAUGAUGAUGUGGCUGAUAUUGUUUUCUUAGUUAGGAUAUUGACUUUUUUUUAUGCAAGAAUUGAAUGGGAUUUAUUCCCCUUUUUGUAUGUGAAGAUCAAUUCACUUA